This is a messenger RNA of Exophiala viscosa, 1051 nucleotides long. RefSeq names its product Glyoxalase/Bleomycin resistance protein/Dihydroxybiphenyl dioxygenase. The coding region runs from base 159 to 773 and encodes 204 amino acids. NCBI's taxonomy places the organism in Eukaryota, Fungi, Ascomycota, Eurotiomycetes, Chaetothyriales, Herpotrichiellaceae. The record is from RefSeq and is a predicted model, not a curated record. The transcript has a single exon.
GGUUGUGCUCACGUAGCGACAGCAGGGUUGAUGUAGUGUCUAGCUACAAGAAUUCUUCUCGAACAUUUAUCUAGCAAAGUUAUUUGAAGACAUGUAAGUCCGAAAUUUUCCUGCGAGACAAACAGGAGGUAACAAUUUUCAAGAGGAAAUUUGCAACCAUGGUCGUCGACUUUGAUCGUCCCACCCCCAAGGUCAAGUCUCCCAGCAGACUGGCCCAUGUCGUCCUGCGCACGCCGCGCUACCAGGAGAUGGUGAACUUCUACAAGACGUUCCUGGGGGCCGAGGCGACCUACGAGAACGACUUUCUCGCCUUUCUGACCUACGACGAGGAGCACCAUCGCAUCGCGAUCGGAGCGGUGCCUGGCACGACGGACAAAAUCAAGACCUCGGCCGGACUGGAGCACAUCGCCUUUACGUUUGACAGUCUCGAAGACCUAGCCCUCGCCUACCGACAGCGCAAGUCCAAGGGCAUCGAGCCGAUCUGGUCGGUCAACCACGGUCCCACCACAAGCUUCUACUAUCAAGACCCGGACGGCAACCAGUUGGAGACCCAGGUCGACAAUUUUGACACGGUGGAAGCGGCCAACGAGUUCAUGGUCUCGCCGGCCUUUGCCGAGAAUCCCGUGGGGGUGGACUUCGAUCCGGAGGACCUGGUCAAGAAAUUGCAGGCCGGAGAGCCAGAGAAGGGCCUGAAAGUGAGGCCAAGCAGCGGCCCUCGCGGAAUCGACACCAUACCUGUGCCACCGCCACCAUUGCCCGUCAAGGCGCAUUAGCUCGGCUGUCUUUAAUUCGGGUGAGAGACUGGGACUUGCUGGUGGGAAGGAACCGAAGUGGACUGGUGCAUACUCCUCGAACUUAGAUAAUGCAGCCCGUAGUCAGUUGCUGAAUGCAGACCUUCCAUGACAAGCCCCAAUCUUGGGACUAGACCCAAGAGCCCUUUUCUCUGACCAAUCGUGUCGACAUGGGCGAGAGAGAGAGAGAGAGGUUAUGCAGAGACAAUGUCCGACCCUGGCCCACGUUGCACGACAGGCUCUUCGGGAGACCGGAGCUA